Messenger RNA from Lycium barbarum (goji berry), 567 nucleotides. RefSeq lists its product as uncharacterized. NCBI's taxonomy places the organism in Eukaryota, Viridiplantae, Streptophyta, Magnoliopsida, Solanales, Solanaceae. The transcript has a single exon. The record is from RefSeq and is a predicted model, not a curated record. The coding region runs from base 1 to 567 and encodes 188 amino acids.
AUGGUGAGACAAAUAAUACAGGCUCAACAUACUCUUCAACAGGUUCAACAUCUUCAAAGUACUAAACAUAUCCUGAUAAGAAAUAUUUACCUGCAGUUGCUGCCUACCCUACCAAGAGUCCAAUGGAAAUCCCUGAUAUUCAACAACAAUGCUAGACCAAAAGCUAAAUUCAUUAUGUGGUUGCACUUCCAUGGAAGACUGUUGACUGCAGAUAGGCUGCUCAAGUGGGGAAUACAAGCUGACCCAAAGUGUGUGCUAUGUUUGACGCAUGAUGAAAAUCAGGAACAUAUGUUUGUGCAGUGCCCUUAUACCAGGAACUUAUGGGGAAAUUUGCUAGUUUGGUUGCAAAGGCCACAGAUGAAUGCUCCAACAUGGGACCACUAUAUCAACUGGACUAUCUCUAAUGCUAAAGGGAAGUCUCUGCAUGCCAGGUCCUUUAAAAUCAUAUUGGCUGAGUGUGUCUACUCUACCUGGAUUGAAAGAAAUGCCAGGCGUUUUGAAGGAAAGUCAACUGCCUACGAGAACAUUGCAAAAGGGAUUGCAAAAGGGUACAAGCUGCACCAGUAA